UCUCUCCCCACCAUCUCCGACACCUUUAUAUCUUCUGUUCCUUUGCCAGCAGACUGGUAUUUCUCACCAUGGCUGCUCAGGCUAGUGAGGAUUUGAAAAAGCUUGACCUGAACGGUCAGAGCGGCGACGCCAAGGCGAACGCCCCUGCCGCUGGUCAAGCUGAAGCUGGAGAAGCAGAGGAUGAUUCCGACGACGAGGCUGAUGAGGGAAAUGCUACUCCCGAGGGUGCUGCCAGCGGAGCCGCCAAGAAGAAGAAGAAGCGCAAGCCCAAGAAGAAGAAGAAGGGCGGCGCUAAAGUCCAGAGCUCUCCUCCCCGCGUCCCGGUCUCGAACCUCUUCCCCAACAACCAAUACCCCGAAGGCGAGAUCGUCGAAUACAAGAACGACAACUCCUACCGAACCACCAACGAGGAGAAGCGCUAUCUUGACCGCAUGAACAAUGACUUCCUGCAGGAGUACCGCCAGGGUGCCGAGGUGCACCGUCAGGUCCGCCAGUAUGCGCAGAAGAACAUCAAGCCCGGCCAGACCCUGACGGAGAUCGCGGAGGGCAUCGAAGAUUCGGUCCGUGCGCUGACCGGCCACCAAGGCCUGGAGGAGGGUGAUAACAUCAAGGGCGGUAUGGGUUUCCCUUGCGGUCUCAGUAUCAACCACUGCGCGGCGCACUACACCCCGAAUGCCGGCAACAAGAUGGUGCUCAAUCAAGGCGACGUCAUGAAGGUCGAUUUCGGCGCGCACCUCAACGGCCGCAUUGUCGACAGUGCCUUCACCGUGGCCUUCGACCCGGUGUACGACCCCUUGCUGGAGGCCGUCAAGGAUGCCACCAACACGGGUAUCCGCGAGGCGGGCAUUGACGUCCGCAUGAGCGACAUCGGCGCCGCGAUCCAGGAGGCGAUGGAGAGCUACGAGGUCGAACUCAACGGAACCAUGCACCCCGUCAAGUGUAUCCGGAAUCUCAACGGCCACAACAUCGAUCAGCAUAUCAUCCACGGCGGCAAGAGUGUCCCCAUCGUCAAGGGCACCGACCAGACCAAGAUGGAGGAAGGCGAAGUGUUUGCCAUCGAGACCUUCGGUAGCACCGGCAAGGGCUACGUGCGAGACGAUAUGGAAACCUCCCACUACGCCCUGACGCCAAAUGCGUCCCCGGUGCCGCUCCGACUUACCUCCGCCAAGAACCUGCUGAACGUCAUCAACAAGAACUUUGGCACUCUCCCCUUCUGCCGGCGGUAUCUGGACCGGUUGGGCCAGGACAAGUAUCUUCUCGGGUUGAACAACCUGGUGUCUUCCGGCAUCGUACAGGACUACCCGCCCCUUUGUGACGUGAAGGGCUCAUACACCGCCCAAUACGAACAUACCAUCGUGCUGCGACCCAACGUGAAAGAGGUGAUCAGCCGUGGAGACGACUAUUAAGAGGUUCCCUCCCCAUUCGAGAGAUCUGGAGGAAACAAAAAAAAAGCUGCGGGUUUGCUUGACGUUUUGGGAUGUUAUAUAAAUACUGGUAUAGAAUCGCCAGCUCAACGAAUCAUGCAAAUGACAACGUGAAAACGAGAUCCAACAUUA
Molecule: messenger RNA, 1556 nt
Organism: Aspergillus candidus
Lineage: Eukaryota; Fungi; Ascomycota; Eurotiomycetes; Eurotiales; Aspergillaceae
Product: methionine aminopeptidase 2
Exons: 6
Coding region: 69-1406 (445 amino acids)
Biological process (GO): proteolysis
Molecular function (GO): metalloaminopeptidase activity
Source: RefSeq, a predicted model, not a curated record